Messenger RNA from Arachis stenosperma, 795 nucleotides. RefSeq lists its product as uncharacterized. The coding region runs from base 1 to 795 and encodes 264 amino acids. NCBI's taxonomy places the organism in Eukaryota, Viridiplantae, Streptophyta, Magnoliopsida, Fabales, Fabaceae. The record is from RefSeq and is a predicted model, not a curated record. The transcript is spliced from 4 exons.
AUGGCAGUGUCUCCUAAGGCUAUGCACGAUAGCGGCUAUUGCGGGUUGCGGGGUGGCACCGUUGAGAGAAGGGACCAGAUGUCGACUCGUAGACGCGAUCGCAGGCGAGGUAGAGGUAGGACAAGCAGCGUUACUCCUGCUCCUAUAGAGACUGAUCCAGCGAUAGCCGAGGCAUUGGGUAAUCAGAUAAAUCAGGGUAAUCAUGGGAACAAUAAUGAUAAAGAUAGUCCAAUGACACUUGCUACAUUUCUGAAAGUUCAUCCUCCGACCUUCAGGGGAACCUCAAAUCCCACUGAUGCAGAUAAUUGGAUUCAGGCUAUGGAAAGGGCGUUACAGGCACAACAGGUUCCUGAAGAGCAAUGGGUUGAAUUUGCAACUUAUCAAUUGCAAGGUGAAGCUCAGUAUUGGUGGCAGGGAACCCGACGUAUCCUGCAGCUUGAUGGUGUUGCGAUUUCUUGGGAAGUUUUCCGGACAGAGUUCUAUAAGAAAUACUUUCCUAAUUCAGCUAGAAAUGCCAAGGAACUUGAAUUAAUGCAGUUAAAGCAGGGGCAGAUGACUGUUGUUGAGUAUACUAGCGAAUUUGAGGAGUUAUGUCGCUUUUCUCGUAUCUGUCAAGGAGGUCUUCGGAGUGAUAUUCUGAGCUUCGUUGCCCCAAUGGAGAUCAGGGUAUUUUCUGAAUUGGUGAAUAAGAGUAGGGUGGCUGAGGAUUGUGUGAGGAAGGCGGCAGCAGAGAAAGGGAGUUUGAGGGUGCCUUUUCAGAGGGCCUUCAGAGAGGAAUUUUGCUCCAAGAGGUAG